This is a messenger RNA of Pungitius pungitius (ninespine stickleback), 1257 nucleotides long. RefSeq lists its product as uncharacterized. The transcript is spliced from 4 exons. Bases 1 to 1176 code for a protein of 391 amino acids. Lineage: Eukaryota; Metazoa; Chordata; Actinopteri; Perciformes; Gasterosteidae. The record is from RefSeq and is a predicted model, not a curated record. Gene Ontology annotation, molecular function: protein binding.
AUGAGAGGGGAGCCAGCCGGGCCUGCAACAGUGAAACUCCUCACCUAUCUGCUCCUGAACAAGGCCGAUCCAAACGCUCGGGACCGAGCGGGACGCACUGCUCUCAUGUACGUCUGUGCGCAGCGGGCAGGAGCUCAGGUGGCGUCCUCCCUGAUAGCAGCAGGAGCCGACCCCAGCAUGGAGGACUACUCCGGAGCCUCGGCACUGGUGUACGCCAUCAAUGCACAGCACCGGCCCACACUGAAGGUGUUGGUGGAUGCCUGCCGGGCCAGGGGUCGUGACAUCAUCAUCAUCGCCACGGAGAUUGGUGGGAACGGAGGCCCGGUGACCAGGCAUUACCUGAACGUUCCUCCGUGUCCGGACAACUCGCCGGCGUCCUGCAUGUCCCCGUCGGACAUCGUCCUCAGGACCGGAUCACCCAACUCCACCGAGAGAGAAGACGUCUUCAACUUCAGAGGAGCUGGCCAAAGAGGAAGCAGCAGCAGCAUCAUUCCACCGCCCAGACAGAGAGUGCUAUCUGAACCAUGGCUGGCCGUUCACAGCCUGGCCUGUCUGAACCGGACCUACGGGGAGGGCAUGAGGGAGAGGAGCCUGCGGGAGGAGGAGGCGGGCGGAGAAGAUUCAAGGAGGAGGAAGGGAGGUGAGGAGCCACAUUGUCAUCAGGCCGGCCUUCAAAGGAGGCCAGAGAGACUCUGUAGAGGGGCCGACGGCGCCUGCAGGGAGGGUUUUCUUCCCGGGCUCUCCCAGUGGGCCCUCUCCCUCGCGGAGGUGAGGUUGCCGCAGGCCGCCAGGAGCAGGCCGGUCCCGGACAGGUCUUUUGGACCCGGAGGUUCAUCAUCACCCCAUCACUCCCAACUUCGCAGGAACACCCUGCCUUCCCUCGCGGUGGUUCCUCCCGCGCUUCACUUCCCGCGUUUGGCCGACCACUCACACCGCCGGGUCCCAACCGCCGAAAGCAGGAGCCUGGUGUUUCUGCCUCACCCUCCCGCCUCGUCUCCGCCCUCCUCUUCCUCCAGAGGAUCGGCGAGACCGGCGUUGCUCCCCCGGCUGUCGCUCACCUCCUCAGUGACCUUCCUGGUUGCGGCUCUGGCCGGAAGUGACAGGAGCAGGAGAGCGCAGCGUCGCCACUCGGUACAGCUCGAGCAGAUGGGAGGAGGAGGAGGAGAAAUCAUUUAGGCCUUCAUCCCUCAAUAAUGUGGUUCUCUGACAGGCAAAAGCAUUAAACAGGUUUGACCUGAGGAAAUUAUUCCCAAUAAA